AUGAAAAACUUGGUGAUAUUUGAAAAGUUUCCCAAGAAACCAAAUCGAAAUAAGAAGAAACCACGUUCGAAACUACAUUUUUCACGUUUGUCCUUCGAUGAAACUUCUGACGAUACUCAUGAUGUCGAAAACAUAAACUCAACGGCGUCAGCAACCACUACAAAAUUUACACUCAUUGAAAUCAACACUGACCGUAAAUCUCAAGAUUUUUCUCGCGAUCCAAAUGAAUGUCCAGGGAUUCAUUGUUUCCAAGGCAAUCUCAAAGAUCUUCGUAGUCUUUUAUCAAAAGGAAGAACAGAUCCGAAUGGGCUUUAUCCAGUAGACCAUCAGUCGAAUAGUUAUCCUCUAUCAAUACUCGCAAUUCAACAACAACCAAUAUCUAAGGUAAUCAGUCUGUUAAGUCUCAUAGAAGAAUACAAUGGAAACAUUAUGAUCCGAGAUCCACAACUUAAACGUACCGUUUUACUCGAGUCUGCGUCAAAACUCAUGACGCGUGAACUCGAGUAUGUGGAAAAUUAUCCAAUCUUAAUCGAAUGGUUAGUGAGGACCAAAAAAUUCAAUAUUCACGAGGUGGAUAUUGAAGAGGGAUGUGGCAUCCUUCAUUUUGUGGUCCUCACGAAGUUUGAUCAAUGUAUUCCACCAAUUCUGGCGAAAUGUAUCGAAUUGGGCGCAAAUCCUCGUGCAGAAGAUUCUAAAAGGUUGAAUGCUCUCGCAUACGUGGCGAAAUUUAAAUCACUUCGCACACUGAUGGAGGUCAUGGAGAAAGUUCCGGCGAUGAGGGACGAGGAGACAUUGCAAAGAGCGAUUAAGAAAACACCAAAGCUGAGUAAACGUAGAGCUUAUCUUAAACGAUGGUUAAACGAGCGCUACUAUUCGGUGCAUUUUACUAUCUAG
This is a messenger RNA of Ambispora leptoticha, 894 nucleotides long. Lineage: Eukaryota; Fungi; Glomeromycota; Glomeromycetes; Archaeosporales; Ambisporaceae. The record is from the annotation of a GenBank genome assembly.